Messenger RNA from Fragaria vesca subsp. vesca, 1425 nucleotides. RefSeq names its product UBX domain-containing protein 1-like. NCBI's taxonomy places the organism in Eukaryota, Viridiplantae, Streptophyta, Magnoliopsida, Rosales, Rosaceae. Bases 19 to 951 code for a protein of 310 amino acids. Gene Ontology annotation, molecular function: protein binding. The record is from RefSeq and is a predicted model, not a curated record. The transcript has 10 exons.
ACCCAAGUACAAACAGGGAUGGCUGUUCCUCGAGUAAACAAGAAAUUGCUUCAAGAGCUUGAAUCUAUGGGAUUUCCCACAGCUCGGGCAACUCGAGCACUUCAUUAUUCAGGUAAUGCUAGCUUAGAGGCUGGUAUAGACUGGAUCAUUGAUCACGAGAAUGACCCGGACAUUGAUCAGAUGCCCUUGGUACCAGUAGACAUUGAUAUUGAAUCUCCAGAGCCAUUCCAUAUCACGGAGGCGAUGAAAAUAAAAGCACAAGAGUUGAGGGAUCAAACACGCAAGAAGAGGAAAGAAGAAGAAAAGAAAUUGGAACAACAAAUGGAACGAGAAAGGGAGAAGGAGAGGAUUCGAUCUGGUAAGGAAGUCGUACAAGCAAAGCAAAUCUUAGAAGACAACGAAAGAAAACGUAAUAUAGCGUCUCGGAAUUCUGAGAAAGAGGAAGAGAAACGAGCAAGAGAGAGAAUUCGCUGGAAACUAGAACAAGAUAAGUUAGAAAGAAGAGUAAAGCUUGGAUUACCACCAGGACACACUGCAUCUGCGAAACUUUCUAUACCUGUGAGGGGGCAAAUCCAGAAAUCAUUGCCCGUCCGAUCUGUUGCAAAGUCAGAACAUAUGAGAGAGUGUUUAAGGUCUCUAAGGCGCAACCACAAGGAUGAUGAUGCUAGAGUACGACGAGCUUUCCAAACUCUGAUGACUUAUGUUGGCAAUGUCGCAAAGAAUCCUGAUCAAGAAAAAUUCCGGAAGAUUAGACUCAGUAAUCCGUCAUUCUUGGAUAGAGUUGGAAGUUUGAUUGGAGGAAUAGAGUUUCUUGAGCUCUGUGGGUUUGAGAGAACUGAAGCGGGAGAGUUCUUGUAUCUUCCUCGCGAUAAGGUUGACAUGGCAACAUUGUAUUCCGCUGCUUCUGAACUGAAGUCUGCAUUGACUAACCCGUUCUUUGGCCUUCUGUAGUGGGAAGACAAGAUUGUAAUACCAGGUUCAGUGUAACUUAUAUCUUAAACUUAGAAGGGAAACUGGUUUUCAUUAUGCAGUAUUGAUGAACUAUUAAUAAAUAGUUGAAUAGAAAAGCUAUUAAAGAAAUUUGUUUGGAGAGUAUACUUAGAAAAUAUUAUUCCUUAUGGUUUACAGCCUGCUCGUAUCUAACUCUCAUCCAACUAACAUCUCGAGGUACUCGUUAAUGCGACUCAAAUGAAGAGUAAAAGUAUCGGCAACUAUCGCUUAGAAACAUGAAUCUAACUUCCUCCCACAUGAUCAAGAUACAUACAACAACAACAACAACUCCGCUUCGUGAUGUCUCUAGCUUACAAAACAAGACUUGUGGUACGUACUAGAGUACUAAUUGUCAAUAGGAGUAUUUUAGGUUUUAUUAGAAUUUGGUGCUUGUUUGCAAUAUACAUGCUAGGGUAGUAUAUAUGAAUUGGAUCG